Molecule: messenger RNA, 459 nt
Organism: Olea europaea var. sylvestris
Lineage: Eukaryota; Viridiplantae; Streptophyta; Magnoliopsida; Lamiales; Oleaceae
Exons: 1
Coding region: 1-459 (152 amino acids)
Source: RefSeq, a predicted model, not a curated record
AUGAGGAAAUACAAUAGGAAAAUGGUUGCUCUAAGAUGCCUCCUAAAAAUUGAUCUUACGAAAGCUUAUGUUUCGGUAAGUUGGGACUUCCUUAAAGGUGUGCUUGAAGGGUUGCACUUCCCUCCGAGACUUGUACAAUGGGUCAUGGUAUGUGUUACUUCUCCAACAUAUUCUGUAGCUUUAAAUGAGAGUACGAAUGGCUUUUUCAAAGGAGGGAAAGGCCUCCGAAAAGGUGAUCAUCUCUUCCCCUUUUUGUUCGUGCUUUGUAUUGAAUAUUUCUCAAGAAUGAUUAGGGCGUGCACAAAUGAUAGUGAGUUCUAUUAUCAUCCUAAAUGUGGCCCCCAAAAGAUCAUCCACCUAGCAUUCGCAGAUGAUUUGAUGCUCUUUGCUAGGAGGAUGUUAUGUCGGUGCAAAUUCUCAUGGAUUGCCCCUCAAGAUUUGGUCUUGUAUCGGGUUUAA